Erythranthe guttata (spotted monkey flower) is the source of this 1834-nucleotide messenger RNA. Its product is annotated as DEAD-box ATP-dependent RNA helicase 10. Gene Ontology annotation, molecular function: ATP binding; RNA helicase activity; nucleic acid binding. Lineage: Eukaryota; Viridiplantae; Streptophyta; Magnoliopsida; Lamiales; Phrymaceae. The record is from RefSeq and is a predicted model, not a curated record. Gene Ontology annotation, cellular component: cytosol.
AACAAAAAAAAACCCAAUCCCCGUCCCACGCGCCGCCGCGUCUCCAUUUUUUUUUUUCGUUUUCUCCGUUUUGAUACUGAAACCCAAAGUUUUGAUUCCUCUGUUUUGAGUACUGGAAAUCCCUAAUUUUGGUGUGGAUAUGGCUGCGAUGGAAUUGGUAGAAGAACCGGCUAUGGCAGUGGAAGAGAUGGCGGCGGUGGAAGAGAUGGCGGCGGCGGAAGAGAUGGCGGCGGCGGCGGAGGAGGAGAAAGUGGUGAAGUCAUUCAAAGACUUGGGCGUGAACGAACAAUUAGUGGAGGCCUGCGAAAAUCUGGGCUGGAAAAAUCCUUCGAAAAUACAGCAGGAAGCAAUUCCUCACGCUCUCCAAGGAAAGGACAUAAUCGGACUCGCCCAAACGGGUUCGGGGAAAACCGGCGCCUUUGCAAUUCCAAUUCUUCAGUCGCUUCUCGAAACGCCGCAGUCCUUUUUCGCCUGCGUUCUCUCGCCCACGCGCGAGCUGGCAAUUCAAAUUGCCGAGCAGUUCGAAGCUUUGGGUUCCGGAAUUGCUCUAAGAUGCGCAGUGCUCGUCGGAGGGGUGGACCAAGUACAGCAGAGCAUUGCGCUUUCGAAGCGGCCGCACAUUGUUGUUGCUACGCCUGGCCGUCUUCUUGAUCAUCUUACUAAUACCAAAGGGUUUUCGUUACGUACAUUGAAAUUCUUGGUGCUGGAUGAAGCAGAUAGAUUGCUCAACGACGAUUUUGAGAAAUCACUCGAUAACAUAUUGGAAGCUAUUCCUAAAGACAGAAGAACGUAUUUAUUUUCUGCAACCAUGACCAAAAAGGUGAAAAAGUUGCAAAGAGCUUGUCUGAAAAAUCCCGUCAAGAUUGAAGCUGCUUCCAAAUAUUCCACCGUCGAUACACUGAAGCAACAGUAUCGCUUUGUCCCUGCAAAGUACAAGGAUUGUUAUCUCGUUUAUAUUUUGACCGAAAUGCCGGGAUGUACAGCUAUGGUUUUCACUCGUACAUGUGACGCAACUACGUUAUUGGCACAUAUUCUUCGGACCCUUAGAUUCGAAGCCAUUCCAAUUAAUGGUCAUAUGACCCAGACAAAAAGGCUUGGAGCCUUGAACUUAUUCAAGUCCGGAAAAUGUAACAUUCUUUUAUGCACUGACGUUGCAAGUAGAGGACUCGAUAUUCCAGCAGUAGAUGUGGUUAUCAACUACGAUAUUCCCACAAACUCAAAGGACUAUAUACAUAGGGUGGGAAGAACUGCUCGUGCUGGAAGGUCCGGAGUGGCAAUAUCGCUUGUGAACCAAUACGAGCUCGAAUGGUACAUACAGAUAGAGAAGCUUAUAGGUAAAAAGUUGCCCGAGUACCCUGCCGACGAGGAGGAGGUUUUAUUGCUAUUGGAACGUGUUACAGAGGCCAAAAGAAUGACUCAAGCGAAAAUAAACGAGUCUGGUGAAAAGAAGAGGAGAAAACGAGAUGAAGAUGAUGGUGAGGAAGAUCUGAAAAAGUACUUGCGUCCCAAUAAAGGGAAAUCGUUCAAGGGGAAAAGUUCCGGCGGUAAAGGAAAAUCGACCCGGGGGAAAAGACGUUGACGGAAGAAUUUUUUUUUCAAAUCGGAUCAUAUUUAUUUUCAAUUUUGUAUUAUUAGUUUCAAUUUGAGUUUUUUUGGGUAGAAAAAUGCAUAUGGUGAUAUUUGCAGGGAAUUUUGUAACUGUUACAAGUCUUACAAAUUUGUAGGGUUCCUUUGUUCCGAGGAAUUUCAGCUGUCCUAAAUGUUAUAUUAUGUUACAUAAUAUUUUAAUUGGAACUCUUUGGGAUGUGAUAUUUUAAUGUUUUUUUAGUGUUUG